Aspergillus melleus is the source of this 4374-nucleotide messenger RNA. RefSeq names its product condensin subunit SMC4 (gene smc4). Gene Ontology annotation, cellular component: chromosome. NCBI's taxonomy places the organism in Eukaryota, Fungi, Ascomycota, Eurotiomycetes, Eurotiales, Aspergillaceae. The record is from RefSeq and is a predicted model, not a curated record. Gene Ontology annotation, biological process: mitotic chromosome condensation. Gene Ontology annotation, molecular function: ATP binding; ATP hydrolysis activity; protein binding. The transcript is spliced from 4 exons. Bases 1 to 4374 code for a protein of 1457 amino acids.
AUGUCUUCACUUGCAAAGGGUCGCCCAUCCCGGCGAUCUGCCGCCUCCCGACGGAGUUAUGUCAUGGAAGAGACCUCCGAGGAGGAAGAUGCCGGAAAUGUUACCCCCACCCAGUCCAACCCCGAUGGAGAUGAAGAGGACGAGGAAGAAGAAGAGGAGUACACCCCGGUUCCCCAACAGAAGACUACGGCUUCAAGAAGGACUUCGCGAAGACGUGUGACCUCCGAAAUGCCCCCACUGAGCGCCACCCCCAGCACCGCACGCACCUCGCGGAGGUCCCGAAGAUCGCAAACGACGGAGGACCUCGAAUCGUCGCAAAUCAGCAAUGCGAACGAUGAAGGCGAAACUGUCGCGACGAUUGAAGAAGAAGAGCCCGAAACUCCGACACAGAAAGUCGCUUCGGCAAAGAAAAGAAGUAUGCCUCAUCACCCCCGCAAGAGUCGCGGCUCUUUGGCGCCAAAUCCAACACAAUCCUUACUCCCAACUCCAGAGGCCUCAGUGUCGCCGCAAUCCCAGACUCGAUCCCAGAGAGGCAGUGUGCCCCCCCUCGGCGAUAUCACCAACUCCGCCGUGAACCAGCCGCCGCCGCCAGAGCCCGCCGAUCAACCCGCCGAGGAGCCUGUUGAAGACCCGAAGUCCCAGGUUGCUGCUAUCAACCCCAAUACCACAAUCCUCGAGAAACCCAUGGACAUCAUGUUGAAGUCGCGAACGCUGAACCCUUCGGCGCCCGAAGAACCUGCCGGGCCCAAAUCGCGGCUGAUGAUGAAAAACUUGAUACUGAUGAACUUCAAAAGUUACGCAGGAAAACAGGUUGUCGGGCCCUUUCACGCCUCAUUUUCCUCCAUCGUCGGACCAAACGGAUCCGGAAAGUCGAACGUUAUAGAUGCGCUGCUGUUUGUCUUCGGUUUUCGAGCAAGCAAGAUGCGACAGGGCAAGAUCUCUGCGCUGAUUCACAACUCGGCCAACCACCCGAACCUGCCCUUCUGCGAGGUCGAGGUUCACUUCCAAGAGAUUUUCGACCGGCCCGAUGGCCUACACGAUAUCGUCCCAGAUUCCCAACUGAUCAUUUCCCGAAAGGCAUUCAAGAACAACACCAGCAAAUACUACAUGAACGGCAAAGAGACAAACUUCACCGCGGUGACAGGCUUACUUCGGGACCGCGGGAUCGAUCUCGAUCACAAGCGUUUCCUGAUUCUUCAAGGUGAAGUCGAAUCCAUCGCUCAGAUGAAGGCCAAAGCGAUGAACGAGCACGAGGACGGACUUUUGGAGUAUCUCGAAGACAUCAUCGGCACUUCGAAAUACAAGCAACCCAUCGACGAAGCAGCCGCAGAAUUGGAAACGCUUAAUGAUGUCUGCAUGGAAAAGAACAACCGCGUUCAGCAUGUCGAAAAGGAGAAGAAUGGGUUAGAGGAUAAGAAAAACAAAGCCCUUGCCUAUAUUCGCGACGAGAAUGAGCUGUCCCAGAAGCAGUCGGCACUGUACCAAAUCUACAUGGACGAAUGCGCCGACAACAUCCGAGUCACGGAAGAAGCCAUCCUUCAAAUGCAGGAGCUUCUGAACAUGGAACUUGAGAAACACGAAGGCAACGAGUCCGGCAUCAAGGAAAUGGAGAAGGCCUACAAGCGCGGCAUGCGCGCGUACGAAAGCAUGGAGAAGGAUACGCAGUCUCUGGUGAAAGAAAUGGCCAAAUACGAUAAGGAGACCGUCAAAUUCGAGGAAAAGAAGAAAUUCUUGACCGGUAAACAGAAGAAGCUGGAGAAAUCCAUGCAAACCGCCCGUCUGGCAGCCUCGGAGUGCGAAAGUCUGGUAGAGAAACACACUCAUGAUAUCGAGAACAAGACGAAAGAGACUGCACAGCUGGAAAAGGAGAUGCAGGCUGAGGAAGCUGAACUCUCGGAGAUCCGUGAAAGUCUAAAAGGCAAAACGCAAGGUCUCUCAGAUAAGAUCACCGCAAAGCAAAAGUCGCUAGAGCCCUGGGAUGAGAAGAUCAACAAAAAGGUUUCCGCGGUUGCCGUGGCCCAGAGUGAGCUUGACAUCAUUCGCGAGAGAAGCAACGCCGGUGCGGUGCAACUUGAAGAGGCCCAGGGCAAGGUCUCGUCGAUUGAGGAGACGCUAGCUACCAAAGAGGCCGACCUUGAAGAGCGCAAGGCCCAAAAGGCCACCCUCGAGGAGGAGCUGGCGAAACUGAAGCACGACUUGAAGAAAUAUUCCCACAAGGAGCCCGAGGUUCGCACUCAUGUCUCCAGCGCUCGGCAGAAGGCUGAGGAGGCAAGGGCCAGCUUGGCCAGCACUCAGAAUCGCGGCAGCGUGUUGUCUGGUCUGAUGCGCCUGAAGGAGUCCGGCCGUAUCGAUGGAUUCCAUGGAAGGCUUGGUAACUUGGGCACGAUUGACCAGGAAUACGAUGUCGCCAUUUCCACCGCCUGCCCUGCCCUGGAUAAUAUGGUCGUCGACACGGUGGAGGUUGGCCAGCAGUGUAUCGACUAUCUUCGAAAGAACAAUCUUGGUCGUGCCAACUUCAUUCUUCUGGAUCGCCUUCCCCGGCGAGACAUGUCCGCCGUCUCCACCCCUGAAAAUGUUCCACGACUAUUCGAUUUGGUCAAGCCCAAAGAUCCCAAGUUUGCGCCGGCUUUCUACAGCGUGAUGCAAAACACUCUAGUCGCAAAGGAUCUAGAGCAGGCCAACCGCAUCGCUUAUGGUGCUCGCAGGUGGAGGGUGGUCACGCUCGACGGCCAGCUCAUCGACACAUCCGGUACCAUGAGUGGUGGUGGCACGCGCGUUGCGCGAGGCGGGAUGUCGUCGAAACAAGUGGCCGAAACGAGCCGGGAGCAGGUGUCGAAGCUUGAGGGUGACCUUGAGGAGAUGGAGAAGAAGUUCCAGGCUUUCCAGGAAAAGCAGCGCCACAUUGAAGCUUCGCUUCGAGAGAAAUCCGAGGAGAUUCCUCGCAUGGAGACGAAGAUCCAAAAGAUCAUGAUUGAGAUCGAGAGUACCAUUCGCAGUCUCGCGGAUGCUCAGCGCCGCGUCAAGGAACUGGGUGCUGCCCACAAGCCCUCCAAGACUGAUGCCAGUCAGGCGACUUCUCUCGAGAAGCAAAUCUCCGCGUUGGAAGACGAGAUCGAGGACCUCCGCUCGCAGAAAGGAGUCAUUGAGGAGGAAAUUCAAACUCUCCAGAACAAGAUCAUGGAAGUUGGUGGUGUGCGCCUGAGAGGUCAGAAGGCUAAGGUCGACGGGCUUAAGGAGCAGAUCAGCCUUCUCUCGGACGAGAUUUCGAAUGCUGAAGUUGGAAAGUCGAAGAACGAGAAGUCGAUCGUGAAACACCAGAAAACCCGUGCUGAUGCCGAAGAGGAACUUCAGCAUGUUGCCGAAGAACUGGAGAAACUCGCGGAAGACAUCGCCAACCAAGACAGCGACGCGUCCGGCUCGAGGCAAAAGGUGGAGGAAGCACAAGAGGCCCUUGAGACCAAGAAAGAGGAGCUCUCGUCCCUGAAAUCUCAGUUGGACGAGAAGGUCGCCGAGUUGAACGAAAGCAGAGCUACCGAAAUUGAGAUGCGGAAUAAGCUCGAGGAGAACCAGAAGGCACUUUCGGAGAACGAAAAACGUGGACGAUACUGGCAAGAAAAGCUGUCCAAGUUGACAUUGCAAAAUGUCAGCGAUCUAGGUGAGGAGCAGGAGGCUACAGAGCUUCAGACCUACACCAAGGACGAGUUGUCCGAGAUGAACAAAGAGUCCCUGAAAGCGGUCAUCGCAGCUUUGGAGGAGAAGAGUCAGAACGCCUCGGUUGAUCUCUCGGUUAUUGAUGAGUACCGUCGCCGGACGGCUGAGCACCAAGCUCGCUCGGCGGAUCUGGCGACUGCCUUGACUACUCGCGAUAGUGCCAAGGCACGUCUGGACGGCCUCAGGUCUUCCCGGCUGAACGGGUUCAUGGAGGGAUUCGGCAUCAUCUCGCUCCGACUCAAGGAGAUGUACCAGAUGAUCACAAUGGGUGGUAACGCCGAGUUGGAGCUGGUCGACUCCUUGGAUCCCUUCUCCGAGGGCAUUCUGUUCUCCGUCAUGCCCCCGAAGAAGAGCUGGAAGAACAUCGGUAACCUGUCCGGUGGUGAGAAGACCCUGUCUAGUUUGGCUCUGGUCUUCGCUCUGCAUCACUACAAGCCUACUCCGCUAUACGUGAUGGACGAAAUCGAUGCCGCCUUGGAUUUCCGAAACGUCUCUAUCGUCGCCUCGUACAUCAAGGAGAGAACCAAGAACGCACAAUUCAUCGUUAUUUCUCUGCGAAACAACAUGUUCGAACUUGCCUCUCGACUUGUCGGAGUUUACAAGGUCAACCACAUGACCAAGAGCGUGACCAUCCAGAACAGAGAUUACAUCACGGGGCGAUGA